AGAUGUGGUGUUUGUUCUGGACUUCUGUCUGAGUGCCGUUUAUCGGCCCUUUCACCCGACAGGUGGCGAUGACCCGGAUCUAUCGGUGACAAGUCGAUCACACGAGCCGUCGGCUGGACGUUUCCACACUACCUGGGUUCAAUGUAGAGGUAAAGAGUGUGUCCGGAUUACAGAGAUGGCUCUGCUAAUGGAGCACCAGUUCAGACAGAUGCCAGCUGACAGACAGGUGGAAACAAGACCGUUUCUGGAGGCUGUGUCAUACCUUCCACCUUUCUUUGACUGCCUGGGCUCUACUAUUUUUGCUCCAAUAAAGGCAGACAUAUCUGGUAACAUCACCAAAAUCAAGGCGGUUUACGAAACCAACCCAACGCGGUUCAAGACACUGCAGCAGAUUUUGGAGGCAGAGAAGGAAAUGCAUGGGGCAGAAUGGCCCAAAGUUGGAGCAACGCUGGCACUUAUGUGGCUAAAAAGGGGUCUACGAUUUAUUCAAGUGUUCCUCCAGAGCCUGGUGGAUGGUGAAAAGGACGACAGCAACCCAAACCUCAUUCGAGUCAAUGUCACCAAAGCCUAUGAAAUAGCCCUGAAAAAGUAUCACGGCUGGUUCGUGCAACAGCUCUUCAAGGCAGCUCUUUUCGCUGCUCCAUAUAAGACAGAUUUCCUAAAGGCCCUCUCCAAGGGUCGGGAUGUCAAGGAAGAGGAAUGCUUGGAAAAAAUUAGGAAAUUCCUCAUUAACUUCACUGCCACUGUUGAUGCUAUUUAUGAGAUGUACAAUAAGCUGAAUGCUGAUCUUGAUUACAAAGUGUGACUGCAGGAUGCUCCUCUCUCCUCCAGUGAUCCACUUAGUUUACAAAGUCAUUUACAUUCUGCAGUCUGCAGUCUACAUCCUGACAUGUCUCCCCUCAGGUCAUCUGACAGCUCACAGUGGGAGUGUAUUUAUAAUACUCUGUCGUUACACAUCAGAUAUUUGUGCACUUUUUAAUCAACUGUGUGCCUGUUCUGGCUUUUUCUGUACGCCUUUUCCUCACUGUUGUUUGACUCUGAGGCAAGUUUCCCAAAACAGCUGCUCUAUUUGAAGAGUCAUGUUUCUUUACUGGAGAAGCAACAGUAUUGAUAAAUAUGUGUGUGUGUGUGUGUGUGUGUGUGUGUGUGUGUGUAUGUACAUGAUCAUAAGAUAAUUAUAUCAAGACGAAAGUGCUACUCAAGAAAUGUUUUCCAAACUAGGACUGUUACAAAUGCUUCAAAUCAGUAAGUGAUGUUGACAGUUUUAAUGAGCCAUUUCCCUAUCAACACUGUCAAUCCCUGUCAAUCUUUGCUGUAAUCAUUUGUACCUUUUAGUGAUUUUUAAAGGUUUUAAUGUCUUAAAUUUGAAACAAGGGCUGCAUUUACUAGGAUUCAUGCAAAAAAUAAUAAUUAAAAUAGAACCUAAAGUGCUAUGACUUAUCUUUUGAAGUAAAAUGAUCAAAACUGAAAGCACAUAAUUAACUGAUUUAAAAACACUUAAGUCAUACGUUUUCAUCCUGCACAAUGAACACGGUGUGUAGGUGUCCAUGUCUUGUGGAAAUUGGAUAUUAGUUUUUAUUUUUUAAUGAUUAACUUUACUUAAGUUAUCACACUGUCCUAGUUUUUUUUUUUUAUUCCAAGUUUUACAAAGCAUACAACACAUGAAGAGAAUAUUUUUCUGGCAUAAAUUUUGAAUAUUGCACACCUGUUUGUGCCUUUAACUGAAACUAAGGAGCAUCUAAUUAAUCAUGUUAGCUUUUCUGCCUUUUGCCCUUUAUAUUUUUAUACAUGUCACUUUGUGUAACGCAGACAGGUUCAUUAAUGACAAAAUGUUAAUUAUUACUGAAAGUGUGGUCUGCCUCUUUGAUGUUAUGCAGGACUUGAAUGUGUAUCUUAACUGUUCUACCAAAGCGAUGCUUCUCUGUCCACUCUGCUCUCAGGUGCUUACAUAAAACUGAAGGUGUAUUUUCUGUAAAUCUCUUCAUCAAGGGGAUUUAAAGUGUUGCAUUAUGACUUUUUUGCCUUCUAUACACUUUUUAGGUAGAAUUUCAGAUGCUGUAGUAGAUGUCAAAUGUGAUAUUUUGACAGUGUAGUGACCUUGAUUAAGGGUUGUGUUGGUGGCCUUUGGUUAGUCAGUACUGUUUUGAGUUUAUGUGCUGAAAUGCUCGUCUGAUGUGUGCUAAAAUUAUGUUGCAGUGCGUGUAUAGUGCAAAAAAACAAAAAAAAAAAAACCAAUUAUUC
Messenger RNA from Plectropomus leopardus (leopard coralgrouper), 2241 nucleotides. It is a transcript of the gene gltpa, whose product is annotated as glycolipid transfer protein a. Gene Ontology annotation, biological process: ceramide transport; intermembrane lipid transfer. The record is from RefSeq and is a predicted model, not a curated record. Gene Ontology annotation, cellular component: membrane; cytoplasm; cytosol. Gene Ontology annotation, molecular function: ceramide 1-phosphate binding; ceramide 1-phosphate transfer activity. NCBI's taxonomy places the organism in Eukaryota, Metazoa, Chordata, Actinopteri, Perciformes, Serranidae.